AUGUCUAAUGCAGAUGAUGAUUUUUCGGAUUUAUGGGAAUGGUGUGCUGAAAAGGGCGUGGUAAGUAAAAAAUUAUUUAUCCGUAGGAAUAUGCAAGGCCUAAUGCCACAUCUCUCUCUACACGUUGGUGAAUCCGUGCGUGCUGGUGCUGUAGUCUUAACUGUACCCUAUCUUGUUACUCUUAAUGCACAGACUAUUAGAGGAGAUAUGAAACCUUUAGCAGUACCAUCUGUUCGUACAAUGUGUGCUUUUUUGACGCGUCGUCGACGUAUGGAUAUUAUCACCGCAAAAUCUUUGUGGUUAUCAUCUUGCGUGGCCUGCUACAGACGAUUGCUUUUUCAAGGACGUGAUUUCAAUAUCUCACCUCUGUUUUCACGUGCAUUGAUGCCACUUCUUCCUUCACCGUUUGUGAGUUCUCACGUAAGGAGUUUCCCUUCUAUUGCUUCCAUGCUUCCAGAGGGGUUAAAUAACACAGCAGAGGAGUCAUUCCUUUCAUCACUAAAGUUAGAAACAGAAGGCCAACUUCGGGUUACACAUGCCGCCCUUCAGUUUUAUCAAAAACGUCAUGCAUCGCGAAUCUCAUCUCAACUUGUUCCCUCCCUUGAUGAAUUGCGCAUGGCGUACCGAACGGUGAUGCAUCGCAGUAUGCUUUUACCACUUGAUUGUGUUCCAUCCGCACCUGGUGACUUGGCUGACCUCUUCACUGAGCGACCAGAUAUUGAAGUGUUACCAUCCUUUGUACCGCUUGUGGAUAUUAUUCGUAGUCCUUCUGUGCUGCAGUCAUCAAAUGAGGCAGCGGGGGGAGUUGUUGGGAGUAGACAACAUGGUAAAGCUGUAUCACAACAACAACAACAACAACCAUCGAAUUGUGCAUUAUACACCUGUACUCAUGCGGACUUUGUUUCAUCCGGUAGUCGUAGACGUGUUGUAUUUGAAACUUCACCUCUUUCUAGUCGCCGUGUAGUUGUGUGCGCCAUGAGUGACUUAAAGGAAGGUGAUGAACUUUUGCUGGACUAUAGCUCAGAAUGA
This is a messenger RNA of Trypanosoma theileri, 1029 nucleotides long. RefSeq lists its product as uncharacterized. The transcript has a single exon. NCBI's taxonomy places the organism in Eukaryota, Euglenozoa, Kinetoplastea, Trypanosomatida, Trypanosomatidae. The coding region runs from base 1 to 1029 and encodes 342 amino acids. The record is from RefSeq and is a predicted model, not a curated record.